AUGCUAUCUUCCGAGGACUUGAGCUAUCCAGAGAUUAUUUUUCAAAAGAUUAAGGCUAUCGACCUUAUUGUUGCGCUUGCUUCUCGACAUAAUCUUCAAACUCGCAAACCUCGACUAUUUAUAAGGAUACACGAAGUCGCCCCCGCAACUAUCUGCUCUACCUCAUCAGCUUCCUAUAAUAUGCACGAAAACCCGGUGCAUUAUUUGCAUCGGCAACGAACCCAGACCACUGGGGUGUUGGGCGAAGUGCAAAAUACGAUCGCAGAUGUGAAGGGCAAGGAAAACGCAGCCAGAACAAGAAGUCUUGCUGGGCUUGCUUGCAGGGCUGGAUCAGGUUAUUAA
Molecule: messenger RNA, 342 nt
Organism: Sclerotinia sclerotiorum 1980 UF-70
Lineage: Eukaryota; Fungi; Ascomycota; Leotiomycetes; Helotiales; Sclerotiniaceae
Exons: 2
Coding region: 1-342 (113 amino acids)
Source: RefSeq, a predicted model, not a curated record